AUGGGCUUUGGCAGCAUGAGGCGAGGGGCGAGGGGCCUGAGGGGCAGAGACAGGCCGGCCGCCCCGCAGUGCCUGCAGACCCAGUGCUUCGACCCGCUGGUUCGCAAAUGUGUGGCCUGCAGUCUCCUCCGGACAACAGAGCCUAGACCGGCCUCGCCUCCCUCCGACCCUCCCCCUCCCCGCUCCUCUCUCCCCUCUGCCCCGUGCUCUGCCUGCCCGUCCCCUCCAGCAGGCGGCCCGAGCAGCCUGGCGCCCGGGACGGUGCUGCAGCCGCAGGAGUCGGUGGGCCCGGGGGCCACCGCCGAGGCCGAGGCCGCGCUGCCACUCCCGGCGCUGCUCUUCGGCGCCCCCGCGCUGCUGGGCCUGGCGCUGGCCCUGGUCCUGCUGGGCCUGGUGAGCGGGAGGCGCCGACGGCGACGGCCCGCCGCGGCGGCUGCCCCAGAGGCCCUGGAGGCCCCGGAUGGAGACCAGGCUGAGCCCCUGGACAGUGACAGCAUCCUCUCUCCGGGAACCCUGGAUGCCACAGCUCCCAUCUGGCUUCCGCCCAGUGAAGACCCAGCUACCACCCCACCUGCCCACAGCGUCCCUGUGCCAGCCACAGAGCUGGGUUCCACUGAGCUGGUGACCACUAAGACGGCCGGCCCGGAGCAACCGUAG
Eubalaena glacialis (North Atlantic right whale) is the source of this 657-nucleotide messenger RNA. It is a transcript of the gene TNFRSF13C, whose product is annotated as TNF receptor superfamily member 13C. The transcript is spliced from 3 exons. Gene Ontology annotation, molecular function: signaling receptor activity. The record is from RefSeq and is a predicted model, not a curated record. Gene Ontology annotation, biological process: tumor necrosis factor-mediated signaling pathway; positive regulation of T cell proliferation; B cell costimulation. NCBI's taxonomy places the organism in Eukaryota, Metazoa, Chordata, Mammalia, Artiodactyla, Balaenidae. Gene Ontology annotation, cellular component: external side of plasma membrane. The coding region runs from base 1 to 657 and encodes 218 amino acids.